Messenger RNA from Anolis sagrei ordinatus, 4370 nucleotides. Its product is annotated as discoidin, CUB and LCCL domain-containing protein 1-like. Lineage: Eukaryota; Metazoa; Chordata; Lepidosauria; Squamata; Anolidae. Gene Ontology annotation, molecular function: signaling receptor activity. Gene Ontology annotation, cellular component: plasma membrane. The record is from RefSeq and is a predicted model, not a curated record.
AAGGGCUUCGGGCAUCCGCCUUUCGGGCGCCAGCGCCCAGUGCCCGCAGCUGUAGCCCAGAGAGUUUCCUUUGGCCGGCGAGAUAGGACCCCGCCUCCGACUUCUGGACCGAGGAGGAGGAGGAGGAGCAAGCCCUUGGGGAGCCCCUCCGUCUGCCUCCCCCUCCCUCCCUUCCUGCCUUCCUUCCAUCCAGCCCAGCCAUGCUCCCGGAGCCGGUUCCCGGGCUGUUUGUGCUGCUGCUGCUGAGCCUGGGAGCCUCUCCAUCCGCCGGACAGGAGGGGGAUGGCUGUGGCCACUCUGUGCUGACACCGUCCAGUGGGACCUUGACCUCCAAGAACUAUCCCAACACUUACCCAAACUUCACAUCCUGCAAGUGGAAGAUUCAUGGGGCUGGAGGACGGCGACUCAGUUUGGCUUUUGGUGAUGUGGAUAUUGAAGCUUCAGAACAAUGCAGAUCUGGCUUCUUACUGCUUUCUUCUCCAUUGGAUGGUUCCAGCUUUGGCCCAUACUGUAGCAACUCACAUCCACCCCACAAAGUCUUGGUGAUGGAUCCCCUAACCGUCUUGUUCAACAGCACGGUGCAUCGUUCCGGGCGUGGAUUUUUGAUUUCCUAUGCUAGUGGCAAUCAGUCAGAUCUGAUCUCAUGUUUACAGAAGGGAAUCCAUUAUGACAAGAAGAUAAUCAGAGCUUACUGCCCCGCAGGCUGCAAGGGAAUAACAGGAGACAUCUGGGGCAAUAUGGACCAAGGUUACCGAGAUACAUCCGUUCUCUGCAAAGCUGCCAUCCAUGCCGGUGUGAUUUCGGAUGAGCAGGGAGGAGAGGUCACUAUAUUGCGAGAGAAGGGAGUCACUCUUUACGAGUCUGCCUUUUCCAAUGGAAUCUGCUCUAAAAGGGGAUCUUUAUCUGAGAAACGCAUUGUCUUUCACAAAGCUUGUGCUGGCAGGCUGGAGAUCGCCAGCUUCCAUGCAUCGUCCUACUGGAAAGAAGAAAACGCCAUGGGAGAAGAUAGAUCAUGGACACCUAACCGAGCUGCUUUGGAUGUCGAUGGUUCUUCUUGGGCAGCCAAUGAGAAUUCUGAAAAUGAGUGGCUGGAAAUAGACUUAGGAGGAAGGAAGAAUAUUACAGGAAUUGUGACUAAAGGAUCUUCUCAUCCACACAACUACUAUGUGGAAUCUUACAAGGUUCUCUCCAGCAGGGAUGGCAAAAACUGGAAAGUUUACAAAGCCAAAGGUGGUAAUGAAGAUAAGGUCUUUGAAGGAAACCAUGACAGCCACCAAGAAGCUUCCAAUACUUUUAUCCCACCCAUUGUGGCCCGUUAUCUGCGCAUCGCACCUCAGAGCUGGAACCAGAAAGUGGCUCUGAAAAUGACGCUAUGGGGAUGCCAGGUGGCUCGCCCAAAGGCUCUGCAUCCUUACAGCGACAGUGGAACCCACCGUGGCCCCAAAGAGCUUCCCGUCCUGACUAGCAGCCCUGACAUUUUCACCCAAAUCCCAGGAACUGUGAUCAGUUCAGAAAAAACAGGGCCCCCUUUACUGGUGAUGCUAGUGAUUGGAGGCUUUGUCCUAAUCUGUUCUGCUCUUUUACUACUGGUUUUCCUCUGCCGUAAGAAGAGGAAGGCAGUAGUGGAUCAAGACUGUGAUGUCAUAAAAGAUGCCUCUGUAAUGAACCCAAUACCUGAGCCCAGCCAGUUACGGCCUGGAAGGACCCUGCAGCUCUCCAGCUCUGAAGUCACCUCUUUCCAUGGAGCAGGAAUGCCAGUGGAUGUUGGUAGAGCUCAGUCACCAGAAUAUGCCGAGCCGGGUGUGGUCCAAGUCAGUCCCAGUAGCCAGACAGCUCCGUCGACAUUUAAACCUGCCUUGGAUGAAAGUUACACACUCCCUUUGUUUGUCAAUCAUUAUGACGUUCCCAGCAAGUAUCAUGAAUACGCUGAGCCUUUGCCGCCAGAACCCGAAUAUGCCACUCCAUUCCUUGAGCAGGCCACUCAGCCAGGAAGGGACACUUGCAGAACGAAUACAUUGGCUGUAAAAGCGAUUCCCUCUUCCAAAAGUCUGACUCCGCUGCAUCCAGAGGUCCAGAUGCAGCAUGCCUUCCAUGUCCCGAUGUCAACAGAGAAGCUAGAAACAAUAUCGUACGAAAGCUGACUGGCACAACCUGGGGAUCACAACCAGAUGCAGUGAAGACAUCUGCACUUGCACUUUGUUACUCUGCUGCUGAAUACACAUGUCCAGUGUGGAACACAUCUUACCACACUAAAACAGUGAAUGUGGAUCUCAAUGAGACAUGCCACAUUAUCACAGGAUGUCUACGCCCCACACCGCUGGAGAAAUUAUACUGUUUAGCCAGUAUUGCACCACCUGACAUCCGCCGAAAAGUAGCAGCCAAUAAUGAAAGGAUGAAGGCAGUGACAUCUCCAGCCCAGCCUCUGUUCAGAUAUCAGCCAGACCGCCAACACCUUAAAUCAAGAAACAGAUUCCCAAGAUCAACAGAGAUAAUUGCAGGAACAUCUCAGCAAGCGAGAGUCCAAAAGUGGCAGGCUGAAAUCCAGAACCUCAAUCCAUGGCUGAGACCAGAUGAGAGACUCCCCCCAGGCACACAAAAGACUGGGCAACCUGGAAGGCACUGAAGAGAUUGCACUCUGGCAGAGAUGCAGAGCCAAUCUUAAGAAAUGGUGCUACAAAGUGGAGUCCAUGACUUGCAAGUGUGGAGAAGAGCAAACCACAGACCACCUACUACAAUCCAAACAGAGCCCUGCCACAUGCACAAUGGAGGACCUUCUCACAGCGACACCAGAGGCACUCCAAGUGGCCAGCGAAGCUGGACAGCAAAAUGGUUGAGGUUGGCUUGCAGGAAAGACUGUCUCCCCUUAUGAGGAUCAUUUUGGUUACCAGACUCUCCAACUGAGAAAUGACUCCCAAGUGGCACCAUCAUCAUAAGGCCCCUCCUACGAGCACAGAGACCCUCGCCAUGCAUGCUUCUAUCAUGAGCCCUUGUGAUCAACACCCAAAGAACCCUUUUCCUGGGUUACAAAUGUCUUCUACUCUCCAAUAGGCUGACCAUUUGGUAGAUGCGAGUGACAGCAACAACAACUUCCCAGGUUUAUCGUGUCAGGAGCGACUUGAGAAUAUACUGCAAGUCACUUCUGGUGUGUGAGAAUUGGCUGUUUGCAAGGAUGUUGCCCAGGGAAUGCCCAGAUGUUUUACCACCUGUGGGAAGCUUCUAAUGUUCCUGCAUGGGAAGCUGGAGCUGACAGACAGGAGCUCACCCUGCUGCACGGAUUCAAAUAGUUGACCUUCAGGUGUCACAACACAACUCCUUCCCAGCAAGGGUGUGCAAUUUGGCAAAAAGCUUGUUGCGCUUUCGAUGCCCGGUUUCUGGCUUCCCACCCUCAUUCCAUUUUUAGAGAAGUUCCCAAAUUUAGGUUCCCGUUUUCAUACAGGAAAGAUUUGGCCCAUUGCCACCAAUGGGGAAACUUAGAUGCUCAUUUCUCAGUCGUUUUUAGGCCUAUUGGCAUGAAACUCACCUCAAGUAUAGUCCCAUGUUUACAACUGCAAGCCACUCAACUUUCAGAACAUUUCACCAAUCCCUUCAUUUUUUUGGAAUUUUUAAAAAAUAGUUGUUCUCUUAGACCAGGCAUGAGCCAACUUGGGCCCUCCCUCGAGGUGUUUUGGACAGCCGGUAGGCUGUUAGUAAUUGUGGGAGUUGCAGUCCAAAAUACCCUGAGGGCUGAAGUUGGCCUAUGGCUGGUUUAAACAAUUUUUAUUUGUCGUGUCAGGAGCGACUUGAGAAACUGCAAGUCGCUUCUGGUGUGAGAGAAUUGGCCGUCUGCAAGGAUGUUGCCCAGGGGACGCCCAGAUGUUUUGAUGUUUUAUCAUCCUUGUGGGAGGCUUCUCUCAUGUCCCCGCAUGAGGAGCUGGAGCUGAUAGAGGGAGUUCAUCCACACCCUCCCCGGAUUCAAACUUGUGACCUGUCGGUUCUGCCGGUACAGGGGUUUAACCCACUGUGCUACCGGGGGCUCCAGUUUAAACAGUGAGACAUUCCCUAUCAGAUUGUAUGUAUUCCCUAACACCAGAUUAUAUAUGUCCUAUGUAAUAAUAACAGCUAGACUCCAGUCAUUCAUUCUCCUCACAUUUUCUUAUUACAUUUUUUGUAGAACAGAUAAAAAAAAACCCUUUACUUAAUUUCUUCUUGCCCACCCAGUAUCACUAAUAAAUCUGCUUUUUUUGUUUUUGUUUUGCAUGUUCAUUUGUCCUAGUGAAUUUUGUGUUCUGAUUCAAAUGUAGGGUGACUGGGUUUGAGAAAACGUUUGCAAGUAUCAUGUUGCUCAAAAGGAAACCAUAUGUUAGCUAUCAUUAAAGGUUUUGUCUGAUUUA